AUGUCUAACCCGAAGAAUGUGAACGGUGAUAAGAUUUCGUUCGAGAUGAAGUGGACGUUUCUCCUUGGUAAUCUUACAAGUAUAGCCUUAAAAAAAGAAUACAGCGACCCGACUGCGCUGUACGGGGCAGGGGAGAGGAGUUUUGGGACGUAUAAGCUGUACGGAAUGAUGCAGUGUACGAGAGAUGUAAGUAAAAAAGGUUGUGAGGCGUAUCUUGCAUAUCAUCUGGUGCAUUUUCAAGAUUGCUUGCGCCCUAAACGAGGAGGAAGAGUUUUGGGUAGGAGAUGUAGCUUUAGGUUUGAGCUUUACCCUUUUGUUUCUAAUUCUUUGAAGAUGUAA
Messenger RNA from Arabis nemorensis, 339 nucleotides. Lineage: Eukaryota; Viridiplantae; Streptophyta; Magnoliopsida; Brassicales; Brassicaceae. The record is from the annotation of a GenBank genome assembly.